AUGGCGAAAGCUUCCCUGCGAGAAUUUCUCAGGUGCCUGCCAAAGUGCGAACACCACAUGCACCUCGAAGGCGCCCUCUCACCCCAAUUGCUCUUCGAGCUCGCUGCCAAAAACAACACCACCCUCCCCCAAGACGAUGCAGCCUUCAAAUCGCCGGAAGCGCUUCUCGAGCGAUACAGAAGAUUCACAUCCCUUGACGACUUCCUGCACUACUACUACAUCGGCAUGUCCGUCCUAAUAACGCACUCCGACUUCGAGGCUCUCGCAUGGGACUACUUCCGGCAUGCAAAAGCCGACGGCGUGGCGCAUGCCGAGCUCUUCUUCGAUCCUCAAGCGCACACUGCGCGCGGGGUCGGCUACUCCACCGCGGUUGCCGGGUUCGACGCAGCGUGCAAACGCGCGGAGAAAGAGCUGGGCAUCACCUCGAUAUUAACGACGUGCUUCCUGCGGCACCUGCCUGUGGAGGACAGUCUGGCCGCAUUUGAUGCUGAGGAUGUGCAGGAGAGCUACGUGAGCGGGGUGGUUAAAGGUAUCGGAUUGGAUAGUAGUGAGAACGGGUAUGCGCCUGAAGGCUUCAAAGAGCUGUUUGCGAAGGCGCGGCACCAGGGUCUUAAUCUUACGACGCACGCGGGCGAAGAAGGCCCGGUCUCGUAUAUCGCCAGCGCGCUGGACAAUCUCCGCGUGAGGCGGAUCGAUCAUGGAAUCAAGCUGGUUUACGACGAGCAUCUGAUGAAGAGGAUCGCUUCUGAGAACAUCAUGCUCACGGUAUGUCCGCUCAGCAACGUUGUGCUCCGCUGCGUAAACACCAUCAAGGACGUCCCGAUACGCAAACUCCUCAACGCUGGCGUCAAAUUUAGCAUCAACAGCGACGACCCCGCCUACUUCAGGGGAUACAUUCUCGAUAACUAUCUCGCUGUGCAGGAUGCGUUUGGCUUGAGCGUGGAGGAAUGGGAAGGCAUUGUAAGAGCGGGGAUCAACGGAAGCUGGUGCGGGGAGGACAGAAAGACGAUAUUAUUGCAACUGUUGAAGGGAGUCGUUGUCGAAUGGGAGGAGAGACUAGAGGAGGAAGCAGGACAAGUCAAUGAGGGAUUGCGGCGGCAGAGUCAAGAAAUCGAAGUCCGCGCCUGA
This is a messenger RNA of Trematosphaeria pertusa, 1128 nucleotides long. Its product is annotated as adenosine deaminase. The coding region runs from base 1 to 1128 and encodes 375 amino acids. NCBI's taxonomy places the organism in Eukaryota, Fungi, Ascomycota, Dothideomycetes, Pleosporales, Trematosphaeriaceae. Gene Ontology annotation, cellular component: cytosol; nucleus. The record is from RefSeq and is a predicted model, not a curated record. Gene Ontology annotation, biological process: hypoxanthine salvage; purine ribonucleoside monophosphate biosynthetic process; adenine catabolic process. Gene Ontology annotation, molecular function: adenine deaminase activity. The transcript is spliced from 2 exons.